Molecule: messenger RNA, 2741 nt
Organism: Tribolium castaneum (red flour beetle)
Lineage: Eukaryota; Metazoa; Arthropoda; Insecta; Coleoptera; Tenebrionidae
Gene: mfas
Product: midline fasciclin
Exons: 7
Coding region: 110-2596 (828 amino acids)
Biological process (GO): extracellular matrix organization; cell adhesion
Cellular component (GO): extracellular matrix
Molecular function (GO): cell adhesion molecule binding
Source: RefSeq, a predicted model, not a curated record
UAUAUACAGCACCAUGCCGAAGAAACACUCCAGUCAAUUGUAAAAUAACGCAGAGUGGAUUUAGCAAGAAAAUUGUGUUGCAAGAGUGAUUUCACAACGACUUGUCACGAUGCUGAAGAAAGCAUUAGUCUUGAGCAUCUUCAUCUCCUACGUUUGUUGCCAGCGAUUCAACGAAUUUCAUUUUGUUGACCCUUUCUCCGAGUCAUGGAACUGGCACAGUCGCCACAAUUUAUUUCCUCGCGAAAGAGAAGUUGAGGAAAUCACCGAACGAGACCGUGAGCAACUGAGUCCCAAUUACCAGGACCCUGCCACUUCUGGCACCGAGGAGAAGCCCGUUCUCAAGCCAAAACCCCAAAAACCCUCCUCCUCCUACAACCCUUCUGUUAUUCCCGGUGGUGUUGUGGACAUCGAUGCCGUCGGAAGUCCUCAACUCCCAACCUUUCCGGAGGCCGACUUCGGCUUUUCCUCGUUCGGAGGCGGAGCUCACUCACCUGUUGGGGGUGGUCUUUUUGGACUUGGGGGUUUCUUCGGUUCGGUCUCUGACUUGAAGCCGUGGUGGAAAGGUCCUAACGUGUGUAUCGAACGUGAAGAAUCAGCCGAUGAUGACGAAGAGGAGGAAGACCCUCUCGAAUCGAAAAAGAACGAAACCGAAAGUGAAACCGAAAAAGUCCCCAACUUUUUCUCAACAGCCAUCAGCUUGUCCAACUGCCGUCAAUCGGCUAACAAAUACGAAUGUGUUACAAAAAUUAACAAUCAUGGUGUCGUGAAAACCUUCACGGUCCGUUACAAGUGUUGUUAUGGUUUUGUGCGUACGAAAGGGGGCUCAGGAUGUGAAAAACAACUCGAAUUGAAACCUCUCCUAGAGACCAUCAAUGAUUUGGACGCCAAAGUCUUCCGCAAUUUGAUUCAAAGCACCGGCCUGGAGGAGACUUUCAAAAAUGGCAACUACACGAUCUUUGUGCCCACUGACACGGCUCUCAACGAGUUCAACGAGAAAAUGCUAGAACUGAAUAACGUGGACUUGCGAGGUGACGCAAAGAACGCUCUCUCGAACAACGAUCUCGUCCUCAGUCAUGCCGUUGCCGGUUUCAUCGACCUAACGGACAAUUCCAAUGAAGACAUAAUUUACAGCGAAAAUAAAAACAGCUCGAUCAGGAUCAACACGUAUCCGACUCAGAAUCACGAGAAGAUGGUCACGGUCAAUUGCGCAAAAAUCACAAAGCCGAACAAUCUCGCUAGUAACGGAAUCGCAUAUCUAAUCGAUGGAGUUGCCACACCGGCCACACAAACCAUUGAAGAUAUCAUUAAAGAACACAAGAAACUGUCCAACUUCCGAAAAGUACUUGAAAGCACCGAUUCUUUCAAAAAUUUGCGAGUGAAUGGCCAUUAUACGAUUUUCGCGCCAACCGAUGAAGCCUUUAACAAACUUGAGCCUGCAGCUAAGCAAAAGUUGCUCCGAGGAGAUGCUUGCGCUGUUAGCAUUCUCAAGCACCACGUUACAGCUCACACUGUGUGUUCUGCGGCCAUUAUGGGCAAUGCUACCACACAUAAUAUCGAAGGCGAAAUUCUCAACUUGGAGAGGACAUCCGAUGACCAGCUUAUUCUGGAGGAGAAGGCCAAACUGAUCGAAACUGACAUCAUGGCUAUUAAUGGUGUUAUCCAUUUGAUUGAUACUGUUUUAAUCCCUGAUUCAGCCCUCCAUAUCAAUGCAGCUUUGAAGAAUGAGAAUUUGACCAAAUUCAGGGAAUUGAUCGAACAAGCCGGUUUUGUUGAAGAUAUCGAUAAUUUGAACAAUGCUACAGUUUUUGCUCCAUCAAAUGAGGCUUUUGAUGACCCCAAAGUCGUCAAAUUGUUAAACGAGAUCAAGGGAGAUAAAGAGAAAUUGAGGGAUUUGAUUCUGUAUCACACUCUUCAAGGACAGUUACAAUCCUGCGAUAUGAACAAUAAUGCCCUCUUAAAAACAAACGACCAUGAUAAGGAACUUCGACUCAAUUUGUAUUCAACGUUGCCGUUGUUUAGUAACGUUAUAAACCGAGGGACCAUUAACUGCGCUAGAAUCGUCGGUUUCGACGAAAAAUCGUGCGGCUCGGUGAUCCAUGAAGUCAGCAAGGUCCUUCUACCUCCAACCCAAACCAUUCUUGACCUGAUUAACGCCGAUUCGAAAUAUAGCACUUUGAGUGGAAUAAUCAAAGGAACGGAAGUUGAGAAAAUCCUGCAGGAAAACAAUCGUUCAAUCACCUUCUUGGCACCCACUGACGAGACUCUCGCUGCAAUCGACGAAGCCGAUUUGAAGACACUCAAAGAGGACAAGGAGAAGGCCACAACGGUGUUGAAAAACCACAUUUUAACGGAAGUUUUAUGUUGUUCGGGAGUGGGGCCACAAUCGUGGGGUUUCAAUACUUUGGUCCCUACUAUGACCAGACAGCACCAUCAAGUUGGUAGGACUGGAAGUCAUCAAAUAAGGAUUGGACGGGCUGUUGUUACAAGCUGUGAUAAUUUAGCUACAAAUGGUGUGCUACACACUGUGAAUAAAGUAUUAUUCCCCCAAAGGCCGACUUCGCCCAGUUUUGGAGGGUUUUUCUUGUUUGAUUUCUAAUGUAUUCCAGAGUGAUAUUUUAAUUAGGUACGGACUGAGAAAAAUGUACUUUUCAAUCAUCUUUACAAACGCACUUAUUUAUAAUAAUUUAUAACAGGAAUUCGAGUUGUAGCAACGUUUAUAAAUAAAACUUUUAGAAAAAGAA